Molecule: messenger RNA, 1102 nt
Organism: Annulohypoxylon maeteangense
Lineage: Eukaryota; Fungi; Ascomycota; Sordariomycetes; Xylariales; Hypoxylaceae
Exons: 1
Coding region: 212-832 (206 amino acids)
Source: RefSeq, a predicted model, not a curated record
AGGUAAUGUCCGAAGGGGUAGUAAUGGGAAGAUGUGGAAAACGGAGCCUGGUCAAUGACCAAAUGACGAGAAAAUGAAAAUAGAUAUAAAGCUAAGAUGUCCCCUGUGGUAUCACAAUAAUUACCUCUAGUUCACCAACAAAGAAAACAGGACAUCGAAGCCUCUUACCAACCACCAACAUCAACUUAUCGCCCACCCGCUCACCGCAAACAUGACGCGCCUUCUCCCCAUCCUCGCAACGGCCUUCGGCCUCGCCUCAGCCCAAGGCAACUACCCGAACCAAUCCGCGCCAUUCAACCUCGUCAUCUCGAGCUCGAACAGCACUCUCAACGGACAGAAGCUAUCCGCCUGCCACUCGGGAGCAGCGGUCGAGUCCUUGUGCCUCGACUCCUCAAUCACGACACCCCAAUUCCAGACCUUCUACUUCAACGGUACAGCGCAAGAGACCACGUCUCCGGGCUUCCUGCCCUCCGGCUUAAUCACCUGGACAUUUACCGGCGGUGUGCCUGAAUUCACCUCGAACACGGCGAUGCAGUUCUUCUACAACGCGGCGUCGAACCUCGCGUUCCCCUUGAUCUGGCCCUCUGCCGACAACGCGCAGCCAGUGUCCUUCACGGACGAGGGACUCCUGGCCGUGGGCGCGAACGUCAAUGAUGCAGUCUCCCCGCCGAAGCCGUUCGAGAACAACGUCGAGUAUUUGACGGACCGCUGGGCUAUCUGUGUGACCUACUGGCAGAGCUAUGGAUACACCGCCCUUCAGUACGUGAUGGGCAACAAGGAGCCGCAGAACCCGAGCUGCCAGCUCGUGACUGUUAAGAGGGUCUACCUAUAGUUAUCUGUCUUGAUGCGGAAGUGGAUGAUGUCAAAAAUUCGGUUAUCUCUACUGGCCAAUUCUUGGGUACCUUGAUACAUGAUACAUACCCCUACAUAGCCCCUUUAAUAUCUGCCCUAGUAUCUCUAUACGCUCCUUACUUAAUUUAGGGCCUUGGGCAUAAUAUAUUCAAUUCUCCUAGAAAUUGACUUCAGUUUCUUUAUUUACUCUCUUUGAUGUGCAGUUAGCGAAUGAAUUGCUGACUAUGUCUAUUCUAAGUUGAACAUAACC